CUGUGAGGCGCGAUCUGGAGCCCAGGCCUCCAGGAGCCACCAAGAACUGCGGCCAGGAGCUGCCACCAUGUCGGAAAAAUUGGAGAUGACAAACAUGGACAUGAAGUUGGGGACCACCCUGAAGAUCAAGGGCAAGAUUGCCAGUGAUGCUGAUGGAUUUGUGAUUAAUCUGGGCCAGGGGUCAGAGAAGCUGAACCUGCAUUUCAACCCACGCUUCCAUGAUUCUGCCAUCAUCUGCAACUCAUGGGAUGGCAACUGGGGGCAGGAGCAACGGGAAGGUCACAUGUGCUUCAGCCCAGGGUCAGAAGUCAAGGCUGGGCGACAGCCACCUGAGCUACCUGAGCGUGCAAGGCGGGUUGAAUGUCUCCUCCUUCAAGAUUGACUAAGUGGAUAGCACUUCACCGGAGUGAAGACCCCGGGUACAGAUGCCCUCUCUGAAGCUUCUCUACCCAGUCACACAGGACCAGCAGCCGCCCAGCAGUUCCUGCCCCCGGGACCCUACUCUCCUCCACUAAAGCGAAGAAGAAACAAAAAGAACACGCCUUUAUCCAGUCUUUCUGUGGCCGGUGUUUUCCAUACAUUGUCAUGCCCCCAGCAUCCUCAUGAUACAGAGAAGGAAACUGAGGCACGAGAUCAUAGGGCUUCGAGGUGGGGGUUGGGACGUGCUCCCAAACACCUCCAAGCACCCACGGCUGCCCUGUGGGAUUACAGGGCAGGCACUGGUUGCAGGCACCUGGGCCAGGGGCUGUUCCAGGAACUGUAGAUAAGCCUCCCACCUGGGCCUCUUUAUCGCUGGAACAGUCAUUCCAGCC
This is a messenger RNA of Zalophus californianus (California sea lion), 812 nucleotides long. RefSeq names its product galectin 2 (gene LGALS2). Gene Ontology annotation, molecular function: carbohydrate binding. The record is from RefSeq and is a predicted model, not a curated record. The coding region runs from base 68 to 382 and encodes 104 amino acids. The transcript has 4 exons. NCBI's taxonomy places the organism in Eukaryota, Metazoa, Chordata, Mammalia, Carnivora, Otariidae.